This is a messenger RNA of Syzygium oleosum, 548 nucleotides long. Its product is annotated as putative receptor-like protein kinase At3g47110. The transcript is spliced from 2 exons. Bases 9 to 359 code for a protein of 116 amino acids. The record is from RefSeq and is a predicted model, not a curated record. NCBI's taxonomy places the organism in Eukaryota, Viridiplantae, Streptophyta, Magnoliopsida, Myrtales, Myrtaceae.
UGCUAGAGAUGGUCACAGGAUUGAGUCCCACCAACGAGAGAUUCAGAGACAAUUGGACUCUCCAUAGUUUUGUCGCGGCAGCUUUGCCUGAACGAGCACUAGAAGUUACGGAUCACAUUCUACUUCAAGAAAGAGAGAGUUGUCUCGACCCCAACAAUCCUCAGCAUUGGCGUUCCGAAAGUAAUGGCAUAUUUCAAGAGUGUUUGAUUGUGGUAUAUAAUAUUGGAGUUGCUUGUUCCAAUGAAGUGCCUGGAAGAAGGAUGAGCAUCAGCGGUGUUGCAAAUCAACUGCAAAAGAUUAGGGAAAAGCUCUUUGCAUUGGGUUUACAUGAACAAGAUGAACUACCGCAGCUUCACUAGGAAUCGCUAUGUAUCGCGGAAGCUGUGCGAGGCAGUUCAAGAUGAGUGAUGUUGCAGUCAAGCCAAGUAUCUCUUUCAGCUUCAACCUAAAUAAGCAAAUGCUCUGUUUGGGAACAAAAAAAAAUGACAGUUCGGAGAAGAAAAGACUUUUAGAUUCAGCUUCCUCGUAUGCAUUAAAUUGAGAAACAG